Molecule: messenger RNA, 816 nt
Organism: Theobroma cacao (cacao)
Lineage: Eukaryota; Viridiplantae; Streptophyta; Magnoliopsida; Malvales; Malvaceae
Source: RefSeq, a predicted model, not a curated record
AUGAGUGUCUACUGGGAUACCGCGACAAUUGUCACGGGCUCGAGGGGAGUACCGGGUCGUGACACAAGCUCUCCUCAGUUAGCAAACAAUGUUAAAGAAUAUCUAAGUUCUCACUUCAAAUUGAAGGACCUUGGAGAAGUUGAACAUUUCCUAGGAUUGGAAGUAGCCAGAUCAGUAAAAGGCUUUUCUAUUUGUCAAAGGAAAUAUGUCUUAGAUAUGUUGGAUGAGCAUGGUUUUCUGGGAGCAAAGCCAGUAUCAACACCAAUAGAUUAUAACCAUAAACUUGAAAAGGCAACAGAUGAAGAACAAUUAAACAAUGUUCCUGUUUAUCAUCAACUCAUUGGAAAACUAUUAUACUUAACCUUCACAAGGCCAAAGAUAUCCUAUGCUAUUCAAACGCUUUCUCAGUUUAUGGAUAAGCCAGGGCACAUUCAUCUCAUGGCAACCUAUAGAGUACUAAAAUCCAUAACAGGAUUCUGUGUUUUUAUUGGUGAAUCACUAGUAAGCUGGAAGUCUAAGAAGCAAUCAGUUGUUGCUAAGAGUUUUGCAGAAGCAGAGUACCAUUCUAUGGCUGCAGCCUGCUGUGAAGUAAUGUGGUUGAAAUCUCUACUUUCUGAUUUUGGAAUUGAACAUUCUACAUCCAUAAAGCUCUACACAGAUAGUCAAUCAGCCAAGGGCGUGGAUGCAGGAGAAUAUGCUCGGCAACUGAUGGCUAACGCCAUCAUAGCUGUUUAUGAAGAGCAUAAGCUUAAGGGAAAUGUUGAUCUUGGGAAGAGUCUUGCAUACAGUCCUUAUCAAUUGGGGAAUAGCGAUUAG